AUGAAGAGGUGGCCUAUCUAUCAACUAGAUGUUAACAAUGCUUUUUUGCAUGGAGAUUCUGAAGAUGUAUACAUGACUUUGCCUCCUGGAAUCAGUUUUAGUCAUCCAAAUCAGUGUUGUAAACUGCUGAAAUCACUGUACGAUUUGCGCCAAUCAAGUCGUAUGUGGUAUGAAAAACUAUCCAAACUUUUAAUUUCUUGUGGGUAUCAGCAGACUCUAUCUAAUUAUAGUCUUUUUGUCAAAUUUAUUGGUGCUGAAGUUUCCGUCUUAUUGGUGUAUGUUAAUGAUAUUGUUCUCACUGGCAAUUCUAUUUCUGAGAUGGCUACCAUUAAAUCUAUUUUAAAUCAGCAUUUCAAAAUCAAAGAUUUGGGUACCCUUAAAUACUUUUUGGGUAUUGAAGUUGCUCAUUCUGCUCAAGAAAUUUCUUUAUCUCAAAGAAAGUAUUGUGUUGAUUUAUUGGAAGAUUCUGGCUUGUUGGGUGCUAAACCAGCAUCUGUUUCCAUGGACAGUUCUACAAAGCUACAUCUGAUUUAUGGUCGUCUUGUUGGCCGCCUCCUCUACCUUACUACUACCCGGCCUGACAUUACAUAUGCUACACAGCAGCUUAGCCAAUUCAUGGUUUCUCCUACUGAAUCCCAUUUUUGUGCAGCAAAUCGAGUUUUGAGAUACUUGAAGUCUAACCCAGGCAGAGGUCUUUUCUUUUCCCGUGACUCUUCUGUUAAUAUAUGUGGAUUCAGCGAUUCUGAUAGGGCGGGUUGUCCAGAUACUCGUCGUUCUUUAACUGGUUAUUGUUUCUUUUUGGGAAAAUCUCUGAUCUCUUGGAAAAUAAAGAAGCAAUCCACUGUUGCCAUGUCUUCAACAGAAGCAGAAUAUAAGGCUCUUGCAAACAGCACCUAUGAGCUCCAAUGGUUGAUCAAUAUGCUGCAUUUUCUUCAAAUUCCAACUGAUCGCACUCCUAUUUUUUUUUGUGAUAAUCAGAGUGCUCUACACAUUGCAGCAAAUCCUAUUUUUCAUGAGCGAAUUAAACACUUGGAAGUUGAUUGUCAUGUGGUCCGUCAAAAGGCUCAAGCUGGAAUGAUGAAACUUCUUCCUAUCUUUACUAAGCCAUUGUCCCCUCAUCUCUUUCAUCUUAAUCUAUCAAAACUAGGAGUUCUUGAUAUUUUUCAUCCUCCAGCUUGUGGGGCGUAUUAG
Molecule: messenger RNA, 1191 nt
Organism: Arachis ipaensis
Lineage: Eukaryota; Viridiplantae; Streptophyta; Magnoliopsida; Fabales; Fabaceae
Product: retrovirus-related Pol polyprotein from transposon RE1
Source: RefSeq, a predicted model, not a curated record